ACUGAGAUAGCCAAAAAAGAACCAAUUGAAGAUACUCUAAAGGAAUUAAACAACUCUUCAAUAGAAAAUCAUACUAUAGAUACCAACAUGAUAGUAGACUCACUAACCACCCUCUAUGACAACUCCAAGGUUGCUGAAUCCUCUUUCAUCAGCAAUGAUGACAAUGAAUUCCAAUUGGUGGUGUCAAAGAAAAAACAUAAGG
Molecule: messenger RNA, 202 nt
Organism: Cetraspora pellucida
Lineage: Eukaryota; Fungi; Glomeromycota; Glomeromycetes; Diversisporales; Gigasporaceae
Source: the annotation of a GenBank genome assembly